AUGGCUGGGAAUUUUUGGAAGAGCUCACACUUUCAACAAUGGAUAUUAGACAAGCAGGAUUUGGUCCGCGAACGACAAGAAGAUCUCAAACAUUUGACAGAAGAAGAAUAUAUGAAAGUACAAAUUUUCUUUUCAAAUUUCAUUCAAGUCCUCGGUGAGCAGCAUAAGCUCAGACAACAAGUUAUAGCGACAGCUACUGUAUAUUUUAAGAGAUUCUAUGCAAGAAACUCAUUAAAAAGUAUUGAUCCGUUCUUAUUAGCACCAACCUGUAUCUUUUUGGCAUCAAAAGUCGAAGAAUUUGGAGUAAUAUCAGCCAACAGACUUGCUGCUUCCUGCACAAAUGUGGUGAAGAAUAAAUUUAGCUAUGCAUACCCUCAAGACUAUCCGUACCACUCAAAACACAUCCUUGAAUGUGAAUUUUAUUUGCUUGAGAAUCUCGAUUGCUGUCUUAUUGUAUUUCAACCAUAUCGUCCAUUGUUGCUGCUUAUUCAGGAUAUUGGACAGGAAGAACAAUUGCAGGCUUUAUCGUGGAGAAUAAUAAAUGACUCACUGAGAACUGAUUUGAGUCUUUUGUAUGCACCACAUCAGAUCGCAAUUGGUGCACUACAAAUUGCAUGCGUAAUAUUACAAAAGGAACUAAAGUCUUGGUUUGCAGAGCUUAACGUUGACAUGGAUAAAAUACAAGAAAUUGCGAGGGCUAUUGUCAAUCUAUUUGAGCUUUGGAAAGGAUUUGAUGAGAAGAAGGAAAUUGCUGGACUUUUAGAGAAACUUCCCAAAGCUAAACCAAAUGUGGCACCGAAUGCGACAAGAUGA
Chironomus riparius is the source of this 813-nucleotide messenger RNA. The record is from the annotation of a GenBank genome assembly. NCBI's taxonomy places the organism in Eukaryota, Metazoa, Arthropoda, Insecta, Diptera, Chironomidae.